Messenger RNA from Oreochromis niloticus (Nile tilapia), 872 nucleotides. Its product is annotated as glutathione S-transferase theta-1. Bases 93 to 824 code for a protein of 243 amino acids. The transcript has 5 exons. Gene Ontology annotation, biological process: glutathione metabolic process. Gene Ontology annotation, cellular component: cytoplasm. Gene Ontology annotation, molecular function: glutathione transferase activity. The record is from RefSeq and is a predicted model, not a curated record. NCBI's taxonomy places the organism in Eukaryota, Metazoa, Chordata, Actinopteri, Cichliformes, Cichlidae.
GGAGUUCUGGACAGACAGGCCGGGUAGAAGAGGAGUGAGAAAACAGAGGAAGGUCGGUGUAGACGAAACCUCUGCAGCCUUCACUCUCCGACAUGAUGGAGCUCUAUCUCGACCUGAUCUCGCCACCCUGCCGCGCCGUCUUCCUGUUUGCCAAAGCGCUCGGGAUUCCCUUUGAGUUCAAGUAUGUCGACCUGAUUGCAGGGCAGCAGUACAGCAGUGAGUUUGGGGAACUCAACAUCGUGGCGAAGAUUCCUGUCAUGAAGGAUGGAGGCUUCACCCUGUCAGAGAGUACUGCAAUCCUGAAGUACCUUGUGCAGAAAUACUCAGGGUCAGUGGGAGAUCACUGGUUUCCUGCCGGCCUGCAGCAGCGAGCUCGUGCCAAUGAAUACUUGUCCUGGCAGCACGCGAACCUCAGAGGUCACUGUCAAAAGGUCUUCCUGCUCAGGACUCUGUUUCCGGUCAUCAUGGGUUUUGAAGUCCUGGAGGAGACGAUGGAUGCUGCUCUUGAAAAUAUGAAGCAGUCGCUCAACCUGUUGGAGGAGAAAUUCCUCCAGAACAAACGGUUCAUCCUCGGGGACAAAAUCUCUGUGGCAGAUGUGGUGGCUGUGGUGGAGAUCAUGCAGCCUCUUGGAACUGGUGUAGAUGGGUUCGAAGGCCGUCCUAAGCUGGUCGCUUGGAGAGGGCGAGUGAAGGAGGAGCUCGGUGAAGAGCUGUUUGACGACGCUCACAAAGCGCUCAUGCAGUUGAGCGGCUUGCCAGAGAAGCUGAAGAGCAGCAGAGAGUUUGAGAAGGUCAAACUGAGAUUUCAGAGGUUCUUCAACUGAGGAGGUUUAUGUGUACAAACAGACACAAUAAAUCUUGAUUUGACUGCA